CUUACACGCUUAACUAUAAUGAUCUUGGCCUAUUAUGCUAUUCUGGAAGAGGAAAAAAGACCCUCAUAUCCUCUAUCCAGUCCCAGGGACUAUAUCAGAAGCAACUGCUGCAAAGUCUCACUACAAGGUCAAUCAAGACAAGGCUGGGAGAAAUGGUGACGCGAGCAACCCGUUGAAGGAGGAUGCCCAACAGCAUCAAGGGACUUUUUCAGACUCUAAACAUGUGGAGAAGUACGGCCUCUUCAUACUUCAUGACCAGCCUUCGGACGAGCCCGGUGUCGUUGACAUCAUUGCGAUCCACGGUCUCAAUGGGCACUACGACAAAACCUGGUCUACGGAAUCAGCAGAAGGAGACCGUGUCAAUUGGUUGAAAGACUUCUUACCGCAGAGAAUCCCGUACGCUAGAAUUCUAAGUUAUGGGUAUAAUUCUACAGUGCAGUUCAGCAAGGCUGCGGCAGGUGUCAACACGUUCGCCGAGCAACUCCUCGAAGACAUACUCUCAGUCCGGCUACAUCCCAUGGAACGCAUGCGACCUAUUCUGUUCAUCUGUCACAGCUUAGGUGGAAUUGUCUUCAAGAAAGCGAUCAUCAGGGCACAUCAACGAGAGCGAUUCGAAUUCCUUCGGUCGAAUUUCUGCGGUGUCGCAUUUUUCGGAACGCCUCAUAGAGGAUCAACUCUGGCACCAUGGGGUAGUAUCUUUGCCAAUAUUCUGAAGGCAUCGAGUCUUGGUCUUCAUACGAAUGCUGCGCUGGUGCGAGAUUUGGAACAGAAUUCCGCAAUGCUGAGUGAUACCAUUCGAUCGUUUGUCGAUUACGGAAAGGAUUUAUCCAUUCUGAGUUUCUAUGAAACGGAUAAAAUGGAAGGUUUAAACUCUAAGGUAGUGGACGAGCCUUCAGCAGUACUUGGUCUGCCAAAUGAGACAGCAAUUGCGAUCAACGGAGACCACCGCAGUAUUUGUCAAUUUUCAAGCAGAAACUCGAAUACUUUUCGCAAUGUUUGGACUAAUCUGAAAACGAUGGCUGAUCAGACAGCUAAACCUUGGACUAACGACGACGAGAGAUUUUACAACAGCCUCCUGAGAGGAGAUUAUGAAUCUUACAGAGAGCGAAACCCCGAAAGAGUCGAGGGUACAUGUGAAUGGCUUUUAAAUCACAAGCAGUACCAAGACUGGGAACAGAAACACUCUUCCGCAGUUUUGUGGGUUUCAGCAGAUCCUGGCUGUGGAAAAUCCGUCCUCAUGUCCUUCCUCGUGAAUCAUCUGAAAUCUAAGAAUAACUGGAGGGGCAGCGGAGAGAAAGAUAUUGCGACUACUCCAAAAACAGUAGACUCGGUCUGCCACUUCUUUUUCAAGGACGACAACGAAGACCAAAGAGACCUUUCCUGUGCUUUAAGCGCAAUCCUGCAUCAAAUAUUUAAAACACAGCCAGAGUUACUCCAUCAAAUAAUCGAAGACGAGAAAUUGACGAAUUUCGGGAUAACAAAAAACUCUCAUACCCUUUGGAAGAUGUUUGAGACUACAGUACGCCAACGACAAGCUCAAAAUAUUACCGUUAUCUUGGACGCCUUAGAUGAAUGUCAAGAGACCUCGGUGGGCUUUUUGACAUCUAAGCUCUGCCAAUUCUAUUCGAGAGGCGCCGACGAACUUGAAAAACCCCCAUUCAUAAAGUUUAUUGUCACCAGUCGUCCCGAGAACGCUAUAAAAGCUGCAUUUCUAAAGCUACCUACGAUCAGAUUGCGAGGAGAGGACGAAGUUGAAGCCAUUAGCAAGGACGUUGAACGUGUGAUUCUAGCAAAUAUUGAGGAUCUGGUGGCCCAUGGACUCCCAAAGAAGACCCUAACGGAUCUGCAGAAAAGGCUUGUUGAUGGCGCAGAUCGGACAUUCCUUUGGACGACACUGAUGAUCAAAUUGCUCAAGGACGCAAGUGUUCGGGGAGCUUCUCGGAAGGAAAUGAUUGCCAUUCUGUCAAGUCGAGAUAUUUAUGCCUUGUAUGAUCGAUUACUGGAGAGGAGUACGAACUUGUCUGAGGCGACAAAGAUGCUUCGAUUGGUCGUCGGUGCUGCAAGACCCCUGACACUCGAGGAAAUGAACAGCGCACUAGCUACCGACAUCACUAAGCGCAUAUUCGACGACUUGGAUGAUGAUCUCAAACAUCCUUUCGAGAACUAUCUGAAGUCACUGUGUGGACACUUCUUGAGGGUGAUUCGGUCCAAAGUCUAUUUCGUCCACCAAACGGCGAGAGAAUAUUUGCUGGAAAACCGCCAAAGCAAGAUUUUGAUCCGUUCGGUUAUCCCAGCCUCCUUGAUUGACCUAGACUCGGCACACGACAUGUCGCUGAGGGCGUGCAUCGCAACGAUGUAUCUUCUUUGCUCUCGGACCGAACACGAAACGCGAAUGAGAAUGGGUGAGAAUUACGCUAGCGAAUGUCUCUCCCUUCCAAACCACGAAUUCCUACACUAUGCAUCUAUGUACUGGCCUCUACAUCUGUCAAAGCGACUGGAAAAAUCACAAGAAGGCUUUCUUGCAUGGUAUAGAACCUAUACAGAACCAGGCUCGCCAGAUUAUCCGAAGGCACUUGAGAAUCGAUACCUGCAAGGGCUCAACCAUGACGCCUGGCACCUCUCGCCAUCCACAGCCUUUGUUGUCAAAUCUUUGGUUGGUUUACAUAAUAUCAUCCAAACACUUGAUAAAUGCAAGGACACAAUAGAUCCUGAGGUGCUCAAAAUUCAUUUGAAACGCUUGAAUCUGAGCUUACAAAAGCUGAGCCGCGAACUUGGCAUCGAUCUCAACUCGACAUGGAUAGGGAACGAAAUCGACGAAACUGACGAAAGAACACCAGCAAACCAAAAUCGAAAUAAGGAGAAAAAUGCCCUUGAUAAAGUUGGGUUCGUGGAUAUUGUAUCUCAGAGCCAGAUAGAGGCGCAGAAAAGGCUCGGAUUUGCCCAUACGGUGUACGGGUCAGGCCCACCGAAAUUUGGCCGCCAGGACAUUGGCUUCAGAUCGAUGACUUGA
This is a messenger RNA of Hyaloscypha bicolor E, 3010 nucleotides long. RefSeq lists its product as uncharacterized. Lineage: Eukaryota; Fungi; Ascomycota; Leotiomycetes; Helotiales; Hyaloscyphaceae. The coding region runs from base 35 to 3010 and encodes 991 amino acids. The record is from RefSeq and is a predicted model, not a curated record. The transcript has 4 exons.